Haemonchus placei is the source of this 516-nucleotide messenger RNA. NCBI's taxonomy places the organism in Eukaryota, Metazoa, Nematoda, Chromadorea, Rhabditida, Trichostrongylidae. The record is from the annotation of a GenBank genome assembly.
AUGGUUCUACAAGCACCAUGCGUACGCUUAUUUGCUACCCUAGCCAGUCUGGUUAUAUAUUUCGAAUAUCAAGACAAAGGCUUAAUACCUUUGAAAGUGCUCGACUUCAUUACUCUUCCAUCACUAUUGGCUGGUAUCUAUGCUACUCACAUACUGGUAACAACGGUUUCCCGUCUGGACGAGCUGAUUUCAUACCGUUACAUUGUGGUCUUUCGAAUUCUUGAUCUGUUCUUUAUGUUCUUCGGUUUACAACAACCCGUUUUUGACUUUCUCGCUCGUUAUGGCGUUUUUGGCUGUGGAACCGUUUUACCAGCUAUCGAGACAUCAUUCUGCCCCUUAAAAUCGCUAAUUUCAGUCUGGAAAAACUUCUUCACCGUGAUCGAGUCAUUUCUCGUCACUUUGAUCUCAACGAUACUGCUGCAACCGUCGAAAUCCUCAUUCUUCGACAAACAUCCCAGUUGCAGAUCUAUGACGUCGUCUCGGAAUAGUCAUCACACAAAUGAAACGCCUACUUAA